Molecule: messenger RNA, 2317 nt
Organism: Halteromyces radiatus
Lineage: Eukaryota; Fungi; Mucoromycota; Mucoromycetes; Mucorales; Cunninghamellaceae
Exons: 6
Coding region: 133-2016 (627 amino acids)
Source: RefSeq, a predicted model, not a curated record
UGUCUUUUUCUUUUUUCUUUUUUUUCACUAUUCCUCAAGCAAACACACAAACACACAUAUAUAUAAAAACACACACAGUUAUUAUAAGCAUAUAUAGUCCUACGAACAUUGUCUUUUAUUUUUGUGCCUAUCAUGCCACCAAAAAAAGGCAAGCCCGAACAAAGUCUAUACCCUCCAGGAAAAAUAGUAUUUGCCAAAUUGAAAGGUUUCCCAUGGUGGCCAGCCAUUAUUCAAGAUGACAACCAAGUCCCAAAAGAUGUCGUCAAGGCCAAAUCAAAAAAGAACAUACCUCAAAAUUAUUAUACCGUGUUCUUCUUUGGAUCUUUGGAUUAUGCUUUUUUUUCAGAGAAUUUGCUUAGACCAUUUGAUAAAGACAAGGUGAAACAAGAUAUACUCUUAGGCAAAGUCAAGAACAAGGCGUUACUAGAAGGUCUUCAACAGGCAUUGGAUCCAACCUACUUGGAGUCUUUAAGGGAAUCGGAACAAGACAAUGAUAUGAUUAUCAAUAACCUGAAAAAUAAUAAAAGUAGACAACGACAUAUGCCUGAAACCAUCAACAAUGACGAUGAACAACCCUUAGAACAAUCUCAGUCUACCAUCACGAAACAAAAGAAAGGGAAAGCAACAAAAAAGGGAAAAGUGAUCAAGAAAAGGUCUUUUGAAAAUGAUGAUGUCGACUUGAAACAAACAAAAUCUGGAUUAACAAGUAACAAAAAAAGAAAUACAAAAGCUUCUCCGACAAUGACCAACAAUAACUCAAUACCAACAACUGGUUCCUCCUCCAAACAGACGCGCCCUACACACACAUCUAGAUCUCUUGAAGCAGCAGCUCGAAGAUCACCAGAAUAUGAACGAAUUUUCAAAAGACUUUAUCUCACUCGCCACAAACUUCAGAAACUGAUAUAUGAAAAGAAACCUGGUGAAAUACCUUCAAGUGAUUAUCCAAAAAUAUAUGAUAUUCUCAAUUCUCUGGAGCAAGUCAACAUGACCAAGGAAUUAUUGAAGGAAACAAAAAUAGGCAAAGUGGUACGAUAUGGAUGCGAUUAUCAAUUUGAAAAGAAUGAUACCUAUGGACUUCAGGACCGAUGCUUUCAUGUACUAAAUACUUGGAAGACACAUCUAUUAUCCAAAAUGGAGACUGCCAUCGAUGCCACUGCCAGCAACACGAACAGCAAAGAAUCAAUACCAACGACAUCGACAAUUGGACAAACAAUGACCUCUACCACCGACAAUUCUGCAUUCACGACCAACUCACCAUCUGAUACAUCUGAAAUUAUUCUUCCAGUGGCGGAAACAACAUCUAAUAUGAGCAAUACGAAAAUAAUGAUGACGGAGGCUCCACAAGAAACUGUGCAGAACAUGAUGAUAAAUAAUAACAACAAGUCUUUGGAUAUCAUAGAAGAGACACAAUCAAAGGCUAUCAGUAUUCCACAAGCAUCAACGGCAAUAUUAGAAAAUAAUUCGAUUGCCACAUCGGACAACGAUAGGAACAUCAAAUCAUCAAUUGGUAUGGAGACACAGCAAUUUGGUAGUGUGGAUGAUCAUCUAGGUGCUAUCAAAAGGGACGACAAUACUACAAUUGGAAUGCAACAAUCUGUUAACAAUAGAACCAAUAAUCAAAGAUCACCACUGACUACUGCGGAAACAGGACAUGAUGAAUCUAGAAUGAAUAACAACAAAAACCAUUUUACACCAAAAAUAAGUGAUCUAACUUUUUGCAACGACAAGAUGUAUGAUAGUGACGCGACAUUCGUAUCGCUUACGAUACCCUCCAAACAAUCGCACUUUACCUUGGACGACCAAAAAUUAACACCAACGACGAUAGUAUCAUCAAAAAAGCAUGAUAAAGGGGACAAUAUCAAGACAGAUGAUAAAGCAGUAAUGACAACGACAACAAAAUGUGACUCUGUGCUAUUACUAGACCAUUCGGAUCCUUCUACUCAUAGUUCACCAACAACAAUCACAGAUAAUCAGAUUCCAUUACCGCGAUCAUUAUUAUUGGACAAAAGCAACUAGUCGAUACAAGGUCAAGAUGAUGAAUUGGAUGGAUAUCCUUUUGUUGAAAGAGUGGGGAUUAUUAUGGGCGGGUAGAUAGUCUGCAUUUCAUCAUGUUUAUAUAGUCAUUCUUCUCUCUUUCUCUCUCUCUUAUGAUUAUUUACUAUUGGUUUUUAUUCCUCCUUCUUCAACUUUGUACAGCGGAUUCUAUUUUAUUUCUAUUUUUUCAUAUAUCAAUAAAGAUUUUUUUUUUACCACCUUGUUUUUUUAUAUAUUGAGUUCUUGAUUCGAAAUGGGCAAAUUUCUUUAAUUAUUUGGAAUG